Molecule: messenger RNA, 1851 nt
Organism: Darwinula stevensoni
Lineage: Eukaryota; Metazoa; Arthropoda; Ostracoda; Podocopida; Darwinulidae
Source: the annotation of a GenBank genome assembly
AUGAGAUAUGAUAACGUGGCAUUGACAUCCGCGGAAUCGAGCCUACGAGCCUGCACGAAGAAAUGCUUGAAUAGAGAACCACCAUGCUAUGCUUUCAAUUAUCGGGAAUCAGAUGGCUUGUGCCAGAUAGUUGGCAGCGGGACGAGCGGCGUCGUGGAAGAAGAAGGUUUCUCUUCGUACGUUCAAGAAUUUUGUCUGCGGGAGUAUCCAAAGAUCCAAAACGCCGUAGAAGCCUUGGAGGGAUGGGACGGGAAUUACCCAGUGACGCCACGCGGGAGGGUCGUGUUCCGCUGCGAAUAUCCUGGAGGAUUCUCUGACGGCUCCUCUGUCCACACAGCCGAAUGCUCCUCAUUGCCGGAUACCUGGUAUUCUUCCUUCAAGGAGGAUCAAAUUCAAUGCAAAAAGAAGUACGUUUACCCCGAGUGCCGAGUGACCGUGAAAGGAAGAGAAUACGUUGGGAAGGUGAAUAAGACGGAAACGGGAAGAGACUGCUUGAAUUGGUACCCCCAACCCUACGAGAACCUAAAAGACUUUUCUGGCGAGACGUACGAUUCCCAUUUCCACAACUUGGAUUCAUGGUCCCAGCAAGCCUACUGUCGGAAUCCGUCAGGAAAGGAAAAGCCCUGGUGUUUCAUUUCCGACCGUCAACUUCAAUGGGAAUACUGCGACAUCCCCAUGUGCACCGAUCCCGUUCCUCCAGAGUGCAAGGUGACUCAACAGGGAGGAGAAUAUAUUGGAAAGAAGAGAGUCACGUUUUCCGGUUUUCUCUGCGAGCCCUGGAGGAACACCCAAUACGGCAGCGUGCGGUUCAUGGACGAAAUCGGCGAGGAUUACAACUUUUGCCGAAAUCCUAUUGGUGACAUAUCUCCCUGGUGCUACCAUGCAAGCGGGUGGGAGUAUUGCAACAUCCCAUUUUGCGAUCGGGAAGUGAAAGAAGGAGCGGAGGGGAACGUUUAUCCCGAAUGCCGAAAGACAGAGAAAGGGAAGGAAUACGUGGGGAGGAAGAACGAGACGGAAACAGGGAAGCCAUGCCUCCAUUGGGUGUCUCAGCCUUACGGAAUGCCGUGGGACUUUUGGCACUCGGCAAAUGAGUAUGAGGGAUGCUUCCUCAACUGGGAUGUCACGUCUCAAAAGAAUUACUGCCGGAAUCCAGGAAUCCACCGAGAGAGGCCUUGGUGCUUCGUCUCGGACCCCAACAUCCAAUUUGAAUACUGCGACAUUCCCUUCUGCCACGACCUCAAUCCCCCGGAAUGCAAACUGACGGAAGGCGGAGGAGAAUACGCGGGGAGAAAGAACGUGUCACUUUCCGGGUUCCCCUGCCGAUAUUGGCUGGCUCAAGUUUCUCAAGUUUUCGGCACCGUAUCAAAAUACUUUUCGGCUCUCUCGGACGAAAUUGACGGAAACCACAAUUUUUGUCGCAACUCCGAAGGAUCGUUUCACGGACCGUCAUGCGUUACCCAGACCGAUUCCGGCGUCAGAUGGGAGUACUGCGACGUUCCCUUUUGUCCCGCAAAGAACGGCGAACAAUGCAGUAUUCGCAAAUCGGGGAAAUGCGUCAGCCCCGUGGAAUGCAAAACGUCUACUCGAGGCACUGAAUACAUGGGAACGAAGAACGUUACAAAGUCGGGCCAUCCCUGCCAACCAUGGAUGAGAAACACUCCGAAUAACAUCCAGGACGAACGAUACACCUGGAUCGAAGGCUUCCCGGACGACCUCCACCCUGCUCACAACUUCUGCCGGAACCCGACCGCCAUCAUAGCUGGACCUUGGUGCUGGAACGGCGCGGGAACGUCUCCUUCGAAGGAACAGUGCAGCAUCCCCACGUGUAUAGACGCAAACGACGAAAAAUGA